AGAGCAGUUUAGUUCUGCGAGCACUGAGCACAGAGUCUCACACUUCUUUUCACCUCGCUCGUCAUCAUCUACCCGUUUGUGACUAAUUAAAGUAAAAGAACGAUUGUCUAAAGUAAUUUGUAAUCUUUAUUAGUAUUUUAACAAUUUGUGUUAAAUAUAAAGUAGAACAAGUAGGUAAAAUGUGUGUUUUUGCUGCCACCUUUGAUAGCAAUUUGCUGUCAUUGUUAUUAUUAUUAUUAUUAUUAUUAUUAUGUGAAAAUAUAUAUAUAUAUAUAUAUCAUGGUCUUCAACUGGGAUGUUGAAGUCAGCCCUCGCACCCCCUACAGGGCAGUGUAACACACUUGGAAGAAAGUGCUAUCUGCCCUCUUAUGCGUACUUGAGCUCACAUAUGCCUACGAUUGGCUAGUGUCGCUGUGAUUGACAGGAGAGAGAGAAAAUGUCCCGCCCACCUAGAGAGCACAGCCAAUUUAGCUCUCUUGGACUGAAGCAUGAUGAAUUCAGCUUUGGCUUCUGGUGGAUCUGACAUCAAAAACAGCACUGAUAAAGUACUAAAGAAUACGAGUGACUGCGUUAAACAAGUCCAUCAUGAUGACAGAGCAACAUUCUCUUAAUAAAUAAUUUAGAUGCCAUGUAAUGUCACUCGUUUUUAAAAUGAGCACUGAGCGUACAGUUAUAGGACAGAUCCUACUGUAGCUGAUCAGUGAGGCCUGCUUGUCUGCCUCGGGGGUGUGUGUGUGUGUGUGUGUGUGUGUGUGUGUGUGUGUGUGUGUGUGUGUGGAACGGAAUGUGGGUGUAACACACAACCACACAAUUCUAUCAGCUCACAUUCCAGCAGAAAGGGGCGUUUCGUCGUCAUCCGUCAGUGUGUGUUAGUCACCGUGAGCUCCAGUCAUGAUUAAUACUACACUAACACUUUCAUUACACAAUAAUACAGCCAGAUUUAUUUUACUUUAUCAUUUUUUCUAAUUAGAUGAACAUUUGUGGGCUCCUUUGUGUUUUGAUGCUCUGUGUAUUUACAGUGUGUUGUGUGUGUGUGUGUGUGUAUUUUUGUGUUACUCUAAUAACCAGUCAUUGUUUUAUUAAAAAAAAAAAAGUGUUGUAUUUUUCAGAUGCUGCUCUUGUAGUUUAUCUCUCUUCUCUCGUUUAACGUCCAAGAUGUUUAACUGCUUCUUAAACCAAUGUCGAGCCGUGUCAUGUUUACCUGUGUGUUUUUUUUGAGUUUGCCUUUGUGUUGGUUCAUAUAUGUCUCUUUCUUUUUGUGUGUCUUUUUUGUGCAUUUGUUUGCAUGCUUAACACGGCUAUUUUCUGGAUUGUUCUUUUGCAACAGCUUGCACAGCUUCAAAAAGAAAAGUCAGAAAUACUAAAGAAUCUCGCUUUAUAUUACUUCACAUUUGUGGAUGUUAUGGAAUUUAAGGACCAUGUGUGUGAACUGCUGAACACUAUCGAUGCUUGCCAAGUUUUCUUUGAUAUUACUGUAAAUUUUGACCUCACGAGGAACUACCUCGACCUUGUUGUGACAUACACUACACUGAUGAUGCUUCUGUCUCGGAUUGAAGAGCGCAAAGCAAUCAUCGGCCUCUACAACUACGCGCAUGAGAUGACACAUGGGGCGAGCGAUCGAGAAUAUCCUCGGCUCGGACAGAUGAUCGUGGACUAUGAGAAUCCUCUGAAGAAGAUGAUGGAGGAGUUUGUUCCUCAUGGAAAGUCCCUUUCGGAUGCGCUCAUCUCCCUGCAGAUGGUUUACCCACGCCGUAAUCUCUCGGCCGACCAGUGGAGAAACGCUCAGCUCCUGAGUCUCAUCAGCGCCCCCAGCACCAUGCUGAACCCAGCCCAGUCUGAUACGAUGCCAUGUGAAUACCUGUCGUUGGACACUAUGGAGAAGUGGAUAGUGUUUGGGUUUAUCCUGUGCCAUGCGGCUCUAAACAGCGAUCCCACUGCCCUCAGUUUGUGGAAACUGGCCCUACAGAGCAACUCCUGCCUCUGCCUCUUCAGAGACGAGGUCUUCCACAUCCACAAAGCUGCUGAGGAUCUGUUUGUCAACCUCCGCGGCUACAACAAGCGCGUAAAUGACAUCCGUGAAUGCAAAGAAUCAGCGCUGUCACACGCAGGCUCGAUGCACAGGGAGAGGCGUAAAUUCCUGCGUUCUGCGCUGAAGGAGCUAGCCACUGUGCUGGCAGACCAGCCAGGCUUACUCGGCCCGAAGGCUCUUUUUGUCUUCAUGGCUCUCUCGUUUGCUCGUGAUGAGAUCAUCUGGCUGCUCAGACACGCCGACAACAUCCAAAAGAAAAGCACAGAUGACUUUAUUGACAAGCACAUUGCUGAGCUGAUCUUCUACAUGGAGGAGCUGAGAGCCCAUGUGAGGAAGUACGGCCCCGUCAUGCAGAGGUACUACGUGCAGUAUCUGUCCGGCUUCGAUGCAGUCGUCCUCAAUGAGCUGGUCCAGAACCUCUCUGUGUGUCCAGAGGACGAGUCCAUCAUCAUGUCUUCCUUCGUGAACACGAUGACUUCGCUCAGUGUUAAACAAGUGGAGGAUGGAGAGGUGUUUGAUUUCCGAGGCAUGAGGCUGGACUGGUUCCGACUUCAGGCCUACACCAGCGUAUCCAAGGCGUCUCUGGGUAUCGCGGACCACCGGGAGCUGGGUAAAAUGAUGAACACCAUCAUCUUCCACACCAAGAUGGUGGACUCUCUAGUGGAGAUGCUGGUGGAGACGUCAGACCUGUCCAUUUUCUGUUUCUACAGCCGGGCAUUUGAGAAGAUGUUCCAGCAGUGUUUGGAGUUGCCAUCUCAGUCACGUUACUCCAUCUGCUUCCCUCUGCUCUGCACUCACUUCAUGAGCUGCACCCAUGAGCUCUGUCCUGAAGAGAGACACCAUAUUGGCGACCGCAGUCUGUCUCUGUGUAACAUGUUUCUGGAUGAGAUGGCCAAACAGGCUCGCAACCUCAUCACCGACAUCUGCACAGAGCAGUGCACCCUGAGUGACCAGCUACUGCCAAAACACUGCGCCAAAACCAUCAGUCAGGCCGUGAACAAGAAGUCCAAGAAGCAGACGGGGAAGAAAGGAGAGCCAGAGCGAGAGAAGCCUGGAGUGGAGAGCAUGAGGAAGAACAGAUUGCUCGUUACCAACUUGGAUAAGCUGCACACAGCACUGUCAGAGCUUUGCUUCUCCAUCAACUACGUACCCAACAUGGUGGUCUGGGAGCACACCUUCACCCCACGCGAGUAUCUGACCUCCCACCUGGAGAUCCGCUUCACCAAGUCCAUAGUUGGAAUGACCAUGUAUAACCAGGCCACGCAGGAGAUUGCGAAGCCGUCUGAGCUUCUGACCAGUGUGAGAGCCUACAUGACAGUGCUGCAGUCCAUCGAGAACUAUGUCCAGAUUGACAUAACCAGAGUGUUUAACAACGUGCUGUUGCAGCAGACACAACACCUUGACAGCCAUGGAGAGCCAACCAUCACCAGCCUCUACACUAACUGGUAUCUGGAGACUUUGCUUCGGCAGGUGAGCAACGGCCACAUAGCUUACUUCCCUGCCAUGAAAGCAUUCGUCAAUCUCCCGACUGAGAACGAGCUCACCUUCAAUGCCGAGGAGUAUUCCGACAUUUCUGAAAUGCGGUCACUUUCGGAGCUUCUGGGUCCAUAUGGAAUGAAGUUCCUCAGUGAGAGCCUGAUGUGGCACAUCUCCUCCCAGGUGGCUGAGCUCAAGAAACUGGUGGUGGAGAACGUGGAGGUUCUGACCCAGAUGAGGACCAGCUUUGACAAACCUGAUCACAUGGCAGCACUCUUCAAGAGACUCACAUCUGUGGACAGUGUGCUCAAGAGGAUGACCAUCAUUGGAGUCAUUCUGUCCUUCCGCUCGCUGGCACAGGAGGCUCUCCGAGAUGUUCUCUCCUGCCACAUUCCUUUCUUGGUCAGCUCUGUGGAGGAUUUUAAGGAUCACAUUCCCCGUGAAACAGACAUGAAGGUGGCCAUGAAUGUGUAUGAGCUGUCCUCAGCAGCAGGUUUGCCCUGUGAGAUUGAUCCUGCUCUUGUUGUGGCUCUGUCCUCCCAGAAGUCUGAAAACAUCAGCCCCGAGGAGGAGUACAAGAUCGCCUGCCUGUUGAUGGUGUUUGUAGCCGUCUCCCUGCCGACCUUGGCGAGCAACGUCAUGUCUCAGUACAGCCCUGCAAUCGAAGGGCACUGCAACAACAUCCACUGCCUGGCGAAGGCGAUUAACCAGAUUGCUGCUGCUCUCUUCACCAUCCAUAAGGGCAGCAUUGAGGACCGCCUGAAGGAGUUCCUGGCUCUCGCCUCCUCCAGUUUGCUGAAGAUUGGUCAGGAGACGGACAAGACGACCACCAGGAAUCGCGAGUCUGUUUAUCUUCUCCUCGACAUGAUUGUUCAGGAGUCUCCGUUCCUCACCAUGGACCUGUUAGAGUCAUGUUUUCCUUAUGUGCUGCUCCGGAACGCCUACCACGCCGUCUACAAGCAGUCGGUGUCCGCUUCUGCGUGAGAGCUGACCAGUCACAUUCCACACACACAUAUACAUACACACACACACACACACACACACACAUACACACACACACACACACACACACACAACUGCUCUCUAUCCAUUCUCAGUCUUACUGGCGCAACACUUCGUAUGGGAUCAAAUAUUCUUUAAAACUUAAAACUUAAAAAAAAAAAAAAAAAAAAAAAAAAGCCGUUAUUGACCAGGUAGAAGAAACUACAAGUUUUGUUUGUCAAAGACUAGUAACACUAAAUAUAAUUUUUGAUGUUUUUCUUGUUUUAAUUUGUUUUUUUUGUUUUUUUUUUUUUUAGAGUGGGAUGUGGAAAGGGAAUUUGCAAUGAUUUAAAAAAGAAAAAAAAAAAAAAAAGAAACACAAGUAUUUGGUUGUGUGUGUUGUGUGGGUGGGCUGGGGUGAACUAAUAAAACACCACGUUAUGCUAAAACGCUCUAAAACACUAUGAAAAGAAACACGGUGAUUCUUAUUUCGGUGUCGUCCUAGCUCUAAUCUGUGUGGGUUAAUGCGCGCAUUCCUUCUCUAAAAUCUUUUUAUUAUCACACAGUUUCAUGUUCUUUUGACACAUUUGCCAAAAUAAUGAUAUGACACAUAGCAUCUCAUUUGAUUAAGCAGAAAUGUGGGUAACUACGUGUUCUAAAAGAAGCCUAUGGUGGUGUUUGUAUAAAGCAUAUUAUAAUUUUUUAACUAACUUUCGUGAUGCCUUGCAGCAUUCCGAGACUCCAUUGUAACUUUCUGUGUGGUUAUGAUAAACAUUCGUACAUAUUUAUUGAAUGUUUAUAAGUUGCCCUCCCCUCCCUUCCCCAUUUCCCUUUUACCAAUUUUAUAUGUUUUGAUUUUUUUGGAAAUGACCAUGUAUCUUCCAUAACAUUAAAUAAACAUUGGGUCAUAUGCACUCGA
Pangasianodon hypophthalmus (striped catfish) is the source of this 5405-nucleotide messenger RNA. RefSeq names its product NCK-associated protein 1 (gene nckap1). The record is from RefSeq and is a predicted model, not a curated record. The transcript has 30 exons. Gene Ontology annotation, biological process: cortical actin cytoskeleton organization; cell projection assembly; neuron projection morphogenesis. The coding region runs from base 1286 to 4489 and encodes 1067 amino acids. Lineage: Eukaryota; Metazoa; Chordata; Actinopteri; Siluriformes; Pangasiidae. Gene Ontology annotation, cellular component: SCAR complex.